UCAGAACGAGAAGCUCGUCUACUUUUAGGACAAGGGAGCUGAUGGCGUCUUUCAGCGGAAGUAAGGCUUCUAUCUUUGCUGCUAAUUCAGAUACUGAUGCCGAAACAGGCACUAAUUCACCUUCCGUCGAUGCCUGGUUGUCCGCUAGACAAGCACGGCAUCGCCAACUGUCUCGCUUAUCUGCUCCCUUGCCCCACAUGACACUCUCAGCGACGCCAGCACAUUUUUUUCCAAAGUGAAAACCCUGUUGGCAUUCUACGCAGGUUAGAAAUUUGCCCUCAGCCGGCAGCAGUCUCCUACAUAAACCACAGUUUGGUUCCAUUGUCAUCACACAAAUCAGAAAGGCAGCAGUCGGCGGCAAGCAUGAAACUAUUGUGAAAAACAAAAACUGAAUACUACACCUCACCUGCACCAAAGACAAGCGUAAGCGUGUGCCGAGCGCUUGCCGCCGACUGCGACGAAGCUGCCGCGCGGACGAGACUUUUUCCUCCUGGACGAUGCAGAUGCGCAGGCGCAGGCGUCCUGACUAGUGCGCCAUCAGCUCAGCUACCGACGACAGAAGCUAGGCGAGGGCCUCCAGGAUGGUUGAAGCACGUUCCGCCCACAACUCGGACAGAUGCUCCCAGCAAGGGCUGCACCAAAGACAAACUUGCUGUUUUGCAGGCGGAGUCAGAUAAACGUGCCAUUGCUGCGAAGUGAAGACGAAGUUUCUCAGAGUGCAUCGCAGUGAAAUUCACAUAUGGAGUUGGCUGUCAGCAUAAAGGGCGAGACCUUGAGGACCCCCAGGAGUUACAGUGCAAGGGCUGUGAUUACCACUAGCGCCGUCGUCACUCUGAUCUGCACGGCAUUCUUCGUAUCCCUCAGGUGGACCAUGAGCAGGAGCUCCCCUGAGCCCCUGUGUUCAGGUUCUGGCUGCGAGGCGUAUGCGCAACUUCUCGAGGAGAUCACCAACCGGUCUGCGGAGCCAUGCCACGACUUCCACAGCUACGUGUGCACACGUAGGCGCGGCAAUCAGCCGCGCUCCGGCAGGGAGCACGCGCUGCGCGCGUUCAGGGAGCACGUGGUCGCCGCCGCCGAAUCAUUGCGCAGCUCUGAGUCACCCUCUCCUGCCGCACUAAGCGCUGCUCGUCUCUACAAAUUAUGCCAAGACAUUCUCCUCAAGAAGAGAACUGAGACAGAAGAACUGAAGAAGCUCCUGGAAGACGUGGGAUCAGAGUGGCCAAAUAUGGACAGGAAGCCUGACCUACUGAAGUUGGUGGUGCGUCUCAGCGUGCUAGCAAGAUGGGACAUGCCACUCAAAGUCAUUGCUGACAUGAAUGAAGACGGUGUGAUCGUGAUACGUAUUUUUCCUUCGAGAAACUUUGAAACAGUAAUGAAAGUAAGGCUACAACUUGCUCGAUUACAGAGGUACAAAUCGCAUUACGUACUUCUCCGUGACAGUUUGCUUGCAAAAGGAGCAAAUAGGCUUCCCUUUGAAAAGCUGCAUGUAUUGGAGCACGCGGCAAUAUCGAGGCUAAAGAGAUAUUACUACGCGUCACCGAGGCACAACUUGGCGCAAGUAGAGUUGCCGAAGGCCUCACUCCUGACUCCAUAUUUGACGACCUAUGCUUGGAAUCAGACGCUGACAGCAGUUUUCGGGGAGCUGACGCCACGGACGAUUUUGCGUGUCGAAAACUGGGCUUUUCUCAAGGUGCUCUUUGAAUUAAAGGGUCGCAUUGGGGAGCAGAAUGCAAGCUGGUUCAUCUCCUGGUGCGCUGUCAUGCUUAUAUCUUCGAUGACCAACUCUGACGCCAUUAUGAAUGCAUACAACAAACUUGAACAUGCUAUGAAUGCGCACCGUGACUUGUGUUUCGACAUGGCUCACAAUGCUUUUGGCUACGCCUUCUACGCGCCACACGUGGGAGAACUGGCGAACCCCAACGCGCGGCUAGAAGUGUCUCAAAUAAACGCCCGCAUACGGUCCGCUAUGGGGCUUAUAGCCACGGGGUGGAUUCUGGAAGACAGAGUGUCCGCUUUCCAAGCAAGCGAUCCGCAAAAGCUGUACCAGGAAGUGUUUAAGUCGUCGCCCCUGCGACUGCGGGCGGCGUUCGGGCCGCAUCCCAACAUGACCGGUAGGCUGACGGUCGACUGGAGGCUAGCCAUGGAAGCUCUCGACGGUUCUGUCGUCGGCGACGUUCAGCCCCGCUUUAGCCGCCAAGACUGGCACGACCUAAUCGUGGCCGCCGACGGCUCGUACCAGAUAACGCUGAUGCCGUACUCGAUGGAAUUUCCCUUGUACCACGUGGACGCUCCUUUGUCCCUCAAGUACGCCGGUCUUGGCUUCCAGAUUGCCACGGCGCUGUCUUCGAUGCUGUUCUCUAAAGAGGCUUUCGGUGCCGACAAAUCUCGCAGUGACAGGUUUGUGAGCGGCGCGCGCUGCCUGGAAGCGGACCAAGCAUAUCGGCACAGAGGCGUCGGCGGCAGCUACGGACAGUUGCUGCAACUCAUCUCGCUGAAGGCGUGUUGGACGGCGCUGAAUUCCUCCCGCGACACGCAAGACUCAGCUCCCCAGUCCACCCUGUCAGGAUUGUCCGAGGCACAGGCGUUCUUUGUGGUGUUGUGCUACAUGGAGUGCGGUACGUGGAUGGCUCGACAGUUCUGCAAUGAACUGCUGCGACACUCGCCGGAGUUUGCUCGCGCCUAUAGCUGCAGGAGAGGAGACCCCAUGGUGGCGUGCUUAGUGUGCAGUAUACCUGGCGAGAAAAGCUACGAUUCAGAAGGCGCCGACUUGUGCACGAAGUGACGGACGAAACAAACGCUCUUCUACGCGAAGCUCGUGCAAAUUAUUACGCCACCCACUCCAGUGUGAUCUUUUUCUAUUUUUGCGUGCAUUCUGCUUAGUCUAAUCUCUGCAAUAUACUGGCUGCUCGCAUUGUUAAAGUUAUCCCUCAUAAUAGCGUUGUGCAGCAUUUUUGACUGUUUCUUGACAAUCCUUAUAGGCAGUGGAAUAGCGUAACCUUUCAGUAUUUUUCCCCAGAUAGUAGCAGGCGCGUGUAGGUAAACUGUCGAUCUUAUAUUUUCACGCUUAAAGGAUGUGUACUGCUCUA
Messenger RNA from Dermacentor albipictus, 3086 nucleotides. RefSeq lists its product as uncharacterized. The record is from RefSeq and is a predicted model, not a curated record. NCBI's taxonomy places the organism in Eukaryota, Metazoa, Arthropoda, Arachnida, Ixodida, Ixodidae. Gene Ontology annotation, biological process: protein processing. Gene Ontology annotation, molecular function: metalloendopeptidase activity. Gene Ontology annotation, cellular component: plasma membrane.